Manduca sexta (tobacco hornworm) is the source of this 492-nucleotide messenger RNA. Its product is annotated as senecionine N-oxygenase-like. Gene Ontology annotation, molecular function: NADP binding; N,N-dimethylaniline monooxygenase activity; flavin adenine dinucleotide binding. The record is from RefSeq and is a predicted model, not a curated record. Lineage: Eukaryota; Metazoa; Arthropoda; Insecta; Lepidoptera; Sphingidae. The annotation marks the transcript as partial. The transcript is spliced from 3 exons.
AAUAUCUGUCUUCCCAAAUAAAGGCGCGUUAAUUAUUUAUUAUAUCAGGUCAUAUUUAAUAACUUAUAUACGAAGGUUAAUGUCAAUAACCAAGCAUCGUCUGAUUGUGGCCAGAGCUACCGGAUCAGUUCGCAUUUAUCGUGCACUCAAGAAUUAGAAUAAGUGAUUGUAAUUCGUGUGUUUAAAAUGUACAAAAUAGUAUUAUUUGUGUUUGUUUUAUUGAACUUAUCUGAUAGGAAUACCGUAGCGGCGAAACGAGUUUGCGUCAUUGGCGCUGGCGUAGCCGGUUUGGCUUCCGCAAGAUAUCUUAAAGAAGAAGGUAUUAAUUUUACAGUUUUAGAAUCGACUAGAUACGUCGGCGGUACCUGGAGAUAUGAUCCAAGGGUGGGCACCGACGAAAAUGGCCUCCCCUUACAUACAAGCAUGUACAGCAAUCUAAGAACUAAUUUACCCAAACCAACAAUGGAGAUGAGAGGCUUUCCAUUACCAGAU